CAUACUGUUCUCGGGUCUUUUAUUCUCUGAAUAUUGCCUAUACUCUUGUUAGUAUUUAUAGAUAAUGGAUGCUUAAGAAUUGAACAAAACUUUAUUUGAUUGUGUCUACACUUUGUUUAACUUAGGUAACUAUGCCUAGAGGGAAAAAACGCAUGCAGGUGGCGCGGCAAGACCAAGAUGUCACAAACAGUUCAAAACGAGUGCGUUCUUCGAAAAAGGCAGUUCCACCCAAUGAACCUAACCAACGUAUUCCGGAACAACAAGCAUCCAAUCCCUCACAAUCUGCACAGUUACCCUCUGCAGACGAGAUUGCAGCAGCCCUUCUUAAGAAAAUUCAAAACCCUUCUGAUAUUAAUCAGCCUGUCACUUCCACCCAGUCUGUUUUUACAACUCCUCGCAUCGACCAUCCAAUGGCACAAACUGUCACUAGCCAACCACCCACUAAUCCGACAGAUCUGGUAUACUUAGUUGGCAACUUGACUUCACGCUCUACGAUUAGCCAACCUGUACCAUCAACAUCAUCAUUGACAUCCACUGCUGGCAAUAGUUUACCAUCUGUUAGUUCCGUCGAAGGCUGGGUCAGCAUUGUCUGUCAGCAGAGAAACUUGUAGAUGUACCUGUACUCUUCUUUGGUCAAUAUCGGUUUACAACAGCAAUUUUGAACAUGUGGAGAAAUGUUGAUCUUUGUAAUCUGGGACAGCAUUGCCUGCCAGCAGUGAAAUACAUAAAUGUAUUUCCUUGUGUGUGUACAUAUUAAGUGGCAUUCAAAAUUGCCUCUAAAUGAUUAUUAUGAUGUUGUACUUGUAGAUGUACAUUUAUCACAGGUUGGCUCAGUUUAUAACUCGUAAAUGCAUUUUGAGCUUUAGUUAUGAAAAUGUUAAAUUAGUUAUGAAAGGUAUUUUCGCUGGAAUUAUUCUGCAUAUCGCUUUUUCUGUACAAUUCCUUUUUAGCUACAUUGUUAUUUUAUUCUAUUUUAGUAUUUAUUUUUUUGACUCGCCAUGUCUGCCAGAGUCCUUGGGUGGGGGAUCCCCUCUUGCAGAGGUGAUGGGUGGCAACAUUAUUUAUCCCCACCUUUGCGAAUCUAUGUCAUUUAUUCAAUCAUAUCAAAUGAUGCAUUUUGUAAAUGCUAAUUAUAUAAUAUUCAAUAAUUUGAGUAAUGUACUUUUGUGAAUAAAUGACCUUUUCACACAAUAUGGGUCUUAUGUCUAUUUUACGCAAAACAAGCUCGGACUCUGGCUGUUUAUAAUGUUGAAGUACAUUGGUUGGCAUAAAAUUGAUUUUAUGAACAAUAUAAAAUAAUUUAUGACAACAAGAUUAUAUAUAGGAUUUUUUUUUAUUGUAUUUUUGUCAUAUUUGUUUAUUCAACUUAAGCAUCUAGAGUUUACGCGUACUUAAUUACCGGAAAUAAAACAUGACUCAAUGCGAGUAAAUUUUAGUUGUCAGCCGCAGUUAACUCUGCAUCAUUCUGCAUACCUAGGAAUGCGCGCUUUUCAUUG
Saccostrea echinata is the source of this 1496-nucleotide messenger RNA. RefSeq lists its product as uncharacterized. Lineage: Eukaryota; Metazoa; Mollusca; Bivalvia; Ostreida; Ostreidae. Bases 132 to 611 code for a protein of 159 amino acids. The record is from RefSeq and is a predicted model, not a curated record. The transcript has 2 exons.